AUGCUACAUGACACCCUCGUUGCCUCUGCCACUCGCCUCCACCGCGCCAGGAAGGAGCUGCUGCCGACCCCCUCUGGCAUUCGCCAGUCUGAGUUCGGAUCUUCGGCGCGCCGCCACCGUCAGGAUCGCUCGCUGUCUCCUUUCCGUGCCCUUGACACUUCCUCGCGCCGCAGUCGCAACGAGCCACCUUUAGCUCGUUCGACUCGCAGCGUAUCGGGGUCGACAGCUAUAACUCCGACUGUUGCUUAUGCCGCCUUGCGUGCUCAGAUCCGAAGGGAGUUCGAAGAACAUAUGAAGCGUAAUAACCGCCCCGUUACCGUCAUGGCAAGCGCCGGACUUGUUACCCUAAGUUUCACCGAGGUGAAAGGAAACGAUGCCUGGUUGUGCGAACAACCAGUACUAGAAUUACCUGAACGCAAGAUCUCACAACAGCUACAUCUGCACGAUGGUCGCUAG
This is a messenger RNA of Aureobasidium pullulans EXF-150, 456 nucleotides long. RefSeq lists its product as uncharacterized. Lineage: Eukaryota; Fungi; Ascomycota; Dothideomycetes; Dothideales; Saccotheciaceae. The transcript has 3 exons. The record is from RefSeq and is a predicted model, not a curated record. The coding region runs from base 1 to 456 and encodes 151 amino acids.